Molecule: messenger RNA, 492 nt
Organism: Cucumis melo (muskmelon)
Lineage: Eukaryota; Viridiplantae; Streptophyta; Magnoliopsida; Cucurbitales; Cucurbitaceae
Exons: 3
Coding region: 1-492 (163 amino acids)
Molecular function (GO): nucleic acid binding; zinc ion binding
Source: RefSeq, a predicted model, not a curated record
AUGCGUUUGUUGGAAUCUUCUGCCCCUGGUAUACGUGAGGAGCUUGAAUCCAUUGGUUUUGCUAAGUGGUCUCGUGCCUACUCACCACGUAUGCAAUAUAAUGUCAUGACCACUAAUAUAUCUAAGAGUUUAAAUUCUGCUAUGUUGAAGGCUAGGGAGUUACCAAUAUGUUCAAUGCUUGAGGUUUUGCGAAUGAUGUUGCAAAGAUGGUUUUUUGGACGAAGAAAUGAAGUUGAUUAUCAAGUUACUGAUUUUACUGAAACCAUUGAAGGUAUAUUAAGGGAUCAGAUUGAACAUAUCCAAUCAAUGAAGGUUAGUCUGGUUAAUAAUAUGAAAUACCAGGUCAUAUAUGGAACUUUCCAAUAUGUGAUUUACUUACCUACGAAGAUUAGAAUUCCAACAAGAAUGGAGUUCAAGAGACGUAUUAAAUGUGGCCGUUGUGGACGUGUUGGUCAUAAUCGCAAGAAAUGCAAGUUUUCCUUAUUGAACUAG